AUGAGUUUAUCAUGCAAUGACGAUUACAACCAAGGGUUGGGUAAGCACCGAGAAAGAGAGGAUGGUGGUGGUGAUGACCGUCCGUCCAAAAUCCGCAGAACCUCAUCUGUUAUUACAGACCUCCCCGGUGACUGUCUGAACCUUAUAUUCAAGUGCCUAGGAACUAGAGAUGAUUAUAGAAAAACUGUACAGGAUCGUAACUCGUUUGGAUUGACUUGUCGUCAGUGGCUUCAUAUCCAGAACAACAAUCAUAAAUCCUUAUGGUAUCGAAGUAGUCACGAGUAUGCAAGAAGUGUUAGAUUUGAUGAAAGUUUUCCCAUUAUUCUUUCUAAACUGAUGACUCGAUUCCAACACCUUAAAUAUUUGUCUCUAAAGAAGUGCCCGGAGAUGACAGAUUUUGUUACAUUGAAGUCUCAAUUCCUUGAAUCCCAAGUUCAGUAUCUGUGCUUAGACUACUGCUCUCAUUAUUUAGAUACCGAGUUGUCUUUAAUGUUUUCUUGGUUCCCUCAUUUGACGGAUGUAAGCUUGAAAUCUUCUCAUGCUACUGAUACAAGUUUAGAAGCUCUGGCAAAAUGUUGUUUAUCCUUAGAGUCGGUUAACCUCUCAUUUUGUGGCUCAAUUACUGAUUCAGGAAUAAGUUUUCUCUUGCAAAACUGUCGCAAACUGCGUUCGCUUUGCGUUGAAUCUUGCAGCAGCAUAACAGGUAUUGGCUUUGUUGAGUGUCCAAAGACAUUAAUCCAUCUUGUAGCAGGCGGGUGCAAACUUACACCAGAGGGGAUUACUGCAAUUGUUAGUGGUGGUGGGCUUGAAGAACUAUUUCUCUCAACGCCUUAUGUAUUGGCUGAGGUUGGAGAAGGACCUAUAAAUACCGAAGCAAUUAUGACGAUUUCAAAAGGUUGCCCUUUACUAAAAAUCCUGAAUCUAUCAGAUUGUGAGGAGAUAGAGCUUCAAGGAUGGGAAGCUAUUAGUAGAAAUUGCAAAGAUUUGGUGCUUCUUAACGUGUAUGGGUGCACAAAGUUAUGUGAUUCAGGGUUGCAAGCUUUGUGUAAUGGCUGA
Papaver somniferum (opium poppy) is the source of this 1056-nucleotide messenger RNA. Its product is annotated as F-box/LRR-repeat protein 12-like. Gene Ontology annotation, molecular function: protein binding. The transcript has a single exon. The coding region runs from base 1 to 1056 and encodes 351 amino acids. The record is from RefSeq and is a predicted model, not a curated record. Lineage: Eukaryota; Viridiplantae; Streptophyta; Magnoliopsida; Ranunculales; Papaveraceae. Gene Ontology annotation, cellular component: SCF ubiquitin ligase complex. Gene Ontology annotation, biological process: SCF-dependent proteasomal ubiquitin-dependent protein catabolic process.